AUGUCGCAAUUUAUGAUAAUUCAUAAUAAUUUCAGGUUCGGAAGACGGCCAACAUUUCUGGUGGCGAUCAUGCUGUCGGUUUCUUUUGGGAUUCUUACCGCCCUGUCUCCUAAUAUGAUAGUAUUUAUAGUGUCUCUUGGUCUGCAGGGAUUGGUUAACGGGUGUUUAUUCCUGACUAUAUUCACAUUAGGAGUUGAAUUUGUAGGCCCAAGCAAGCGCAAUUUGGCAGGAUUUGGUGUUAUGUACUUUUUUAGCUUUGGUUACUGCUACAUCGUACUGAUUGCCUACUUCAUAAGAAAUUGGAGACACUUUGCUCUAGCGCUGUACGUGCCUGCAUACCUGUUUGGAGUGUAUUACUUCAUUCUUCCCGAAUCUUUCCGAUGGCUGCUGUCAAGGCGCCGCAUCGAAGAAGCAGAGAAAUUGAUCCGAUCAGUUUCUAUGACAAACAUCAACUCUGAGCCUGAUGAUGAGACCAUAAAGUCUGUCAUAGAGGACAAGGAUGAGGCAGUCAUCUCUGCUCGUACCUACACCCCUUUAGACCUUGUGAGAACGUGGAAACGGACCGCACUGACGGCAAACGUGUGCUUCAACUGGUUAGUAAACGGCAUGGUGUAUUACGGUUUGGCACUAAACUCCGAAGGAUUGGGAGGUGAUCUCUACCUAAACUUUACCCUGAUGGGGGCCAUUGAAAUUCCAGCCUACACUCUGGCUGUUUUCCUCAUAGACAAAAUUGGCAGAAGAAAAUCAUUGACAGGAUUUAUGGUGCUUGGAGGGGUAGCUUGCAUUGUUUCUGGUAGCCUGUCUCCAGAUUUACAUUGGUUAAUAGUAACGUUGGCAGUCCUUGGUAAGAUGGGAAUCUCCGCUUCUUUUACGAUAAUCUAUGUGGUGACAGCGGAGGUUUACCCAACUGUAAUGAGAUAG
Messenger RNA from Lingula anatina, 921 nucleotides. RefSeq names its product organic cation transporter protein-like. NCBI's taxonomy places the organism in Eukaryota, Metazoa, Brachiopoda, Lingulata, Lingulida, Lingulidae. The record is from RefSeq and is a predicted model, not a curated record. Gene Ontology annotation, cellular component: membrane. Gene Ontology annotation, biological process: transmembrane transport. Gene Ontology annotation, molecular function: transmembrane transporter activity.